This is a messenger RNA of Cavenderia fasciculata, 2445 nucleotides long. RefSeq lists its product as uncharacterized. The record is from RefSeq and is a predicted model, not a curated record. Bases 1 to 2445 code for a protein of 814 amino acids. The transcript has a single exon. NCBI's taxonomy places the organism in Eukaryota, Evosea, Eumycetozoa, Acytosteliales, Cavenderiaceae.
AUGGAGGAGAAUAAUAAUAAUAAUGAUGAUGAUACGAGUACAAGUACUACUAGUAAUAAUAACAAUAAUAGUAGUAGAGGAUUAGAGAUUGUACCAUAUAUAGAAGAAUCAUUAUUUAUAGAUAAUAUAAAGAUUGUUAUUGAAGUGCUUAGUGACAGUGACGACGAUGAAGAUGAAGAUGAAGAUGGUGACGGUCAAGAUGAAGAAGAUCAAGAUGAAGCUAUCAAAUAUCAAAAGACUUGUAUUCAUAAUAGUUGUCAAACUGGAAGGAACACAUGGUUUACGAAUGGUAAAAGAGGUGACCGAUUCCUCUUUUCAACGAGGGGAAUCAGAGUUAAACACGAUAACAAGAUGCACAAGGAACCAUGUCCAAACAGUGCAUCUUGUCCUGGUUGUCUUCGAAUGCCUACAAAACCUUGUCCACACAUUGUAUGUGGUCGACGUAUCACUAGUAAUCGUCUCUUUGCUCAUGUCAACGAUCGAAUUCUACAUCCUUUUUGUCCUGUAAAUUCUUGUAUGGCUUGUAAAGCAAUCAAUAUCAACUUGUAUAAUCAGAAUAAGAUAAAGAAUCAACAAUCAAAUAAUCAAAAUAAUAAUAAUAAUAGAAACAACAAAAGAAAAAAGAAUAAUAGCAAGGAUAGUGAAAGUGAUAGUAGUGAUAGUAGUGAUUCAGAUAGUGAUUCAGACAGUAGUAGUAGUAGUAGUGAUGAAGAGGAAAAGGAAAAGAAAUUAAAGAAUAGAGUGAGACGUGAUGAAAUCAUAUCUUGUAUCAAUCCACUUCAUCAAACCGUCUGCAGCACCAAACCAGAACUUCCAGUGUCCGAGUUCUACUUUGUGCCCGGAUCCAAAAGAUUGAGAGUACACUCUAGGUUUUGUAAACGUUGUUACAAUUGGAGAACAAACAAUGCAAAAAUUAAACGAUUGGCAAAGGCAAAAGAAGAAGAGGAAAAGAGACGACAAAGGGAAAAAGAAGUAUCUGGCAAGGAAAUCGUCACUCAUCAACCAUUAAAGAAAAGAAUUAAAAGUUCUUUUAUUGCUAAUAAUAGUAGUAUUAGUAUUAGUAGUAGUAGUAGUAGUAAUAGUCCAAUCUCACCAAACAGUUCGAGUGAAGAAGAGGUGACAGUGACUCUUCCACCUCCUACUGCCUCUUCUUCCUCUUCUUCAUCCUCUUCAUCUCUUUUCAAAAAGAAUGAUUUAUUUGACCUGGGGUCAUUGAUGAAACAAGCUGACAAUAUGGUCAUGUUGGAUGACAAUGCAACAUCAACACCAUCUAUCCCUAUUUUCAAUCUUAAAUCAUCACCAACGAAAACAACACCGACUAUAAAGAAUAAUAAUAAUAAUACAACAACAACAACAACAAAGAAUCAACAACGACAACAACAAGAAACAACAAAGAAUUGUACAAAUGAAUAUCAUCAAGUGUGGUGGGGAACUUCACCAAACGAUAUACCAGUAUCCAACUUUUAUCGAAUAGAUAAAAGAUUUCAUGGGAAAUGUGUGCCUUGUUUUAACGAGUAUGGCAGAAUGCAUCGACUGAAACAGAGAAAGGGCCUAUCAUCAGUACCACCACUUGAUGCCCCAAGAACAAAAAUCAAAGGUCCGACCUCUGCCUCUACCACAACAAUAGUCACCAAACAAAAGGUCAAGAAUGCAACCAAGAAUACUGUUAGCAAGAAUGUUGUUAGCAAGAAUAAUAUUGCUAGCAAGAAUAUUGUUAGCAAGAUUGUUAGCAAAAAGAAAAUUAAAGCAAAACGACCAUCACUUUAUUCUGAUGACGAGCAAGAAGAUUCAAAUGAUGAACAAAAUCAACAACAACGGUCAACAGAAAAGUUUUCUUUUCAACCAACAAAACAACAACAACAACAAAUGAUUGAUAGUGAUAUAGAGAUUGGACCAGACUCUUAUGACGACGAAGAUGAAGAUAAUCAAUACACCGAUAAUAAUAAUAAUAAUAACAAUAAUAACAAUGUCAAUAUAAAUAUCAAAAUUCAACAAACUAUUAAUAAUAAUAUGGAUAAUAGUGUAAAUAAUAAUAAUAAUAAGAAUAAUAAUAAUAAUAAUAAUAAUUUCAACAACAAAAACAAGAAUGGAGGAAAUCAAAUUCGUGAUCAAAAUAAUCAUUUUGAUGAAAUGAAAAUUGAUUUACCAACAUCAUCAUUAUCAUCACCAUCUUCAUUGGCAACAACUACGACUACAACAACGACAACAACCAUGACAACGACAACAACUACAACUACAACAACCGAAGCCACUCCAUCUUUAUCAUCAUCAUCAUCAUCAACUUGUUUAUCUCCACUAUCACCAUCUUCAUUGCCAACAUCAACAUCACUAUCGAUAGUACCAUUUGUAUCACCAAUGGUGACACCAGAAUCGAUCAUACCUGAAAAUGCAGAUCCAACAUCACCAUUUAUUCAACAAUUAAUUAGUAUUUUGAUGAAAAAAUAA